This is a messenger RNA of Tripterygium wilfordii, 502 nucleotides long. RefSeq lists its product as uncharacterized. The record is from RefSeq and is a predicted model, not a curated record. Bases 44 to 331 code for a protein of 95 amino acids. NCBI's taxonomy places the organism in Eukaryota, Viridiplantae, Streptophyta, Magnoliopsida, Celastrales, Celastraceae. Gene Ontology annotation, biological process: negative regulation of cell population proliferation. The transcript has a single exon.
UCUUUCUCUUUCCCUCUCCUGUCAGACAAAUACAUUGAUUUAGAUGGAUGAGAAGUGGAAGUCAUCCAAGAGCUCAUCAUCAAAGACUCCAUUCUUCUCUCGUAGUUUCUCAACAAAGAGCGUAUCAUCAAAGGAUCCUCUGUUGCGAAGUUCUUCCGUCAAGAGCCCUGCUUCUCCCUCAAAGUCUGCUCUUCCCAGAAGUUAUUCUCAAAAGAACUCUUCAAUCGGCCGCAAGUGUAGUAGCCUUGCUAAGGAACAGAAAGCCAGGUUUUAUAUCAUGAGAAGAUGUGUUGCCAUGCUUGUUUGCUGGCACAAGCAUGGUGACUCUUGAUACAUAUAUAACACAAAUUUCCUUACUUUUUUGCUCUUCUAUUUGUUGGGUCUUGUGGGUUUGGUUUCAAUCCACGAAUCUUCUGCAAAUCAGAUCAAGAAUAGAUUCAUAGUCCCAGAGUUUUGUUCAUCAUCUUCUUCUCCAUUCUUGGAACCAAUGUAAUUAAAUGAA